AUGUCCAAUUUCAAGCCAAUUGCGCCAAAAUACGACAGCAAAUUAUUCGCAACGAUUGGAGAGGAGUUAUAUUUAAGUCGUGAUUUGGCCGACGUGUACUUCGUAUUUGAGUCGAACAAUGAACCACGCGAACGAGUGCCGGCACAUAAGCUUCUUCUAAAAAAGGGCUGCGCUGCAUUCCGGGAAAUGUUGAACGGGCCGUGGAAAGAGAAAAACGAAGUUAAAAUUGUCGAUACACCAGUUGCCGCCUUCAAGGAAUUUCUGCAGUUUUUCUACAAGGGCGACGUGGUUUUGACAGCACAAAAUGUGGCUGCAGUCAUGAAUCUUGGCAAACAAUACGUUGUCGACGAAUGUGUGGCCAUGUGUGUUAAAUUCCUGAAGAAUACACUCGAUGAAUCGAACGCAAGUGCUGUGUUCAAAUCCAAUGAGUUUUUGUCAUGCGAUCGAAAUAUUUUGGCUGCCAUUUUACGAUUGGACUGGCUAUCAUGUUCCGAGGUGGAACUGUUCGAAGCAUGCAUGGCUUGGGUGAAAGCGAUAUCCAAACGAGAGAUUUUAAGCAAGAAGGCGGUGACCGAUCAUUUUGGCAAUUUGUUGUAUGAAAUUCGAUUUGGUUCGAUGACAUUCGAUGAAUUUGUCGCAUUAGUUUCAUCGUAUGGCACAGCAUUUUCGGUUAAGGAGUACCAAGAUGUCAUCCAAAUGAUUGGCGAUGAAGAAUUCCAGGCGACAAUUUUCAAUGGAAAACGGGAAAAACGACAUCAUGCGUACCCACGGUAUAAAAUGCUUUCGUGCAGUCGGUUAGUCGGUGACAGUCGAUUACUAUCGUCGAGCUUUACACUUGAACCAUAUUUUCUUCGUGAACAAGAAACAACGAAAUUCUCAGCAAAUCAACCUCUUUUCCUCAGAUCAAUUAUUCUUGACAGUGUUUACCGAUUCCAUGACGGAAAAUAUAUUAAGAUGACGGAAGUUGUACCAACCGAAGUGAAAAUUAUUGAAGUUUCGCACUCGAAUGAAGAAGUCGAACUUUAUUAUGGAGAAAUAAAUGUACAAAGUUCCGACAUUUAUUUGUCGAUGCCGAUUUUAAUUCGACCUGGAUUUCAUUACGAAAUAAGAUUGAAAAUGGAUCCACCUGCACUUGCUUGUAAUGGUCUUUUAUUGAAAUCCGAAAUGCACAUCGAAGGUAGAGCCACCAUACAAUUUCAUGACGACCCGAUCAAAAAUAAUAAUCUAAGAG
Messenger RNA from Contarinia nasturtii (swede midge), 1231 nucleotides. RefSeq lists its product as uncharacterized. The annotation marks the transcript as partial. The record is from RefSeq and is a predicted model, not a curated record. Gene Ontology annotation, molecular function: protein binding. The transcript is spliced from 2 exons. NCBI's taxonomy places the organism in Eukaryota, Metazoa, Arthropoda, Insecta, Diptera, Cecidomyiidae.